AUGCUCACGUCUGCUGCUUUGCUGCUGCUUCUUUUUUUCAACAUCGCCCAAGCUGUUCAUAGUAUGUUCCAAUAUUAUCACGGACUUUUUUUUAAUGAAAAAAAACCUACGCUUUCUUCUGUUGUUUUCAAUAUCUAGUAAGAAGUCGUACGCAAAAAACUCGACCUGACAAUUAUUUCAAAUUUAUUUUUCAAGUUACAGAACAUUUUUUCCUUUGGAAGAGUUUUGAAGAAGGAGACGCUUUUUUUUCGGAUUCAACUAUGUGUUACGAUUAACGGGACCACGAUUUUCACUUUUCCCAAUUGAUAAGUAUGAGCUCGAAGGUCGAUUCAGAUCUAAUCUUGAUCCAGCUGAUACUUUUCAAUCUCUCCAAAACUCGAACAUCUUAUCAAAAAAAAACUUUUUCAGGAAUUUGCGAGACGGCAAGUCCUCAAUCCGAAUCUGGGGCGUUAUUACUACCUCUAGCCAUCGUCAGCGAUCAUGACAGCAAAAGUAAAGACAGCACUUCCUGGUACAGCUCGAUCAAGUAUGGAAACCUCGCAAUUGACAGUGUAGUACCUUUUUUCUCCUUCAAUUUGAAAUUCACAAUUUUAGAGCAGAUCUUCUUCCUUUGUACACUGGCUAGGUUCUGAUAACAUCACUUCCUCCUUGAAUUACAACGGAAGGGCGAUGGAAAUGAGUGAUUUGAAAGUUUUCGACAACCGUCUGUUAUCAGUUGACGACAAACUUGGAAUCGUCUACUGGUAAAUUUAAGAAAAGUUGAUUUAUUCUGAUCUAAUUUCUUAGGAUCCGAAACGGAAGCCUGGUUCCUUGGGUAAUAACGUCAACUGGUGAUGGUACUAAGAGCACACGUGAGUUUCUCUACUUUAAUAUGAAAAUUUUGUUGGGUUUUUGAGCGCUUUAAACCCUUAUCAUGUAACUUAUCAAUAUGAACUCAAAAAAUUAGAAUAAUUUAUUAUUCAAAGCAUGAAAUUUUGUCUCCUUUACUUGAUACUUUUCCAGAAAUUCAGCCUGAAUCCCCCAGAUUCCUAAUAAAAAUCCGUAUAAUGUCCAAGAGCCCUUGAACCAUCAUCUGAUUUUUUUUUUGAUUUGAGAUACCUAUUUUUGAUUUUUUGACAUGAGAUACCUGCUUUUGAACAAAGAAAGCAGUGUCUUCAAACCAAAUCGACCACGUAUAGUCCGUUUGAAUGAUGAGGCCUCAAAAAGCGAGGGCCUUCCGAAGAAAAAGUUGCUGCGCUCUUAAUAUUGGAGUGGUAGGGGUCUGAUUAGGUUUUUUGAAAAACCAAAGACUUGUUUAAUAAGGAAAAAAAAAUUUAAGGUUGAAACUCAAAGUCACUUGGGAAAUAUGAUUUUUCAAACCUGAACAAAAAAAGUUUUAUUAGGGUGGCAGGAAAGAAAUGCGCGUUUUUGAUGUCAUUUAAUUUUAUCAUAAAAAAACAAGGUUAUCACAAAUCAAUUCGAAAUGUAAUUUCUAUCUGUAUUAGCACCUUGUCAAUAAUGCUCACGCAGAGAAUGGAUACUUUCUCUGUCAAACUGGGCCGCCUACGAGCCAAAGAAGUUGCACCCCCGAAUUUGGACUUCAUCAGAGUUUUUCAAAUUUUUUUGGCUGUUAAGCGAUCCAAUGAUUCGGACAGAUGAUAAAUGCGAAAAGCCAUGUCUGAGCAUUGUAGCAGGAAAAGCAGAAAUUUGCAGAACAAUUUUUCUGAUUUUGGGCUAACACAUUUUCGCAAAAAACUAAAAAGCGAUAUUGUGAAGCCAUUUUUCAUUUCUCAUUUUUUGCACUCCGUUGCGUAAUAAAACUUUUUUCUCUUGCAGAUAUGGGUGUGUAAUAACUGAUGAGCCAGUUUCACAGGUGUCUGUUGUGGAUCCAGUCUAAUGGCAUUUUAAAAUCGCCUUUAUCGUCGAUUUUUUCGUGUUUUUUGAUUUCAAAGGUCUUUUCGCCUAGUGAAUAGCGCUAAAGCAAUUCAAAAUGUUAACUAUCAGAAAAAAGCAUCAUUGGUGAUCCUAAUAUUGAAAGGUGCCAAGCUUCUGAAUUUGAUUUGUACUUUUUGAAAUAACGCGAAAACUAGGUCUGCGAAUACAGUUUUUGAAAGGAAGUUUUCAGAGCUAUUUUUCUUAUAGAAAGGCGGAAAGAACGUCAGCAAGUUAUAUAUUCAAUGACGCACAAGGACAAGCCCUUUUCGACAAAAAAUACCGUUCCAAAUAAUAUUGCUUCUUGGAUGAAUUAGAAGCCGACAAAAACGAGCCGCAUUUCUUUCAUGCCAACCUAAUAUUUUUCGAUUUUCAGUUUUUUGCUCAUAAUUCUAGUUUGGCUUGAGCAAAUGAGCUCUGCUUGUAAAAAUAAUUUAUUGCAAAGAUAUUUAAAAUGUGUGCAAAGUUUCAAGACAUUUGAACCACAUUCAAAGAAGUUAUGCUCAGAAAACCAUUUUGAAAUACCUUUAUGGUCAGUACUGUACAGAUUUUCGGUUGUCUAAGGCAUUUAUGAUCUUAUCAGAAAAACAGAUCUUUCUGGCCCGUUUUCAAAAUGACGCAUGAUAAAAACAAAAUGUCUUUUCUUAUAAGGUCUGUGGCCACAAAAUACCUAGAAAAGUUUUUCAAGAAAUCAGUCUAUUUUCUGAAAAACCUAUCAUUUUCAGCUUUCAAAGGUGAAUGGAUGACAGUAAGGGAUGGCGAUUUGUUCCUGGGAAGCAGCGGGCACGAAAUAGUCAGUGAAAAGGGAGAAUUCGAGAAUGACGAUCAAAUGUUCAUUAGGGUUAUUUUAAGUUUUUAACUAAUCAACUUUAAAAAUUGAAGGUAAUAUCAGCGAACGGAGCAAUGAAGGUCGAAGAUUGGACUCCUUAUUUUGUGAAACUCCGCAUGUCUGUUGGAAUCUACUUUCCUGGAUUUAUGGUUCACGAGGCUGUUCAGUGGUCAGAGUAUCAUAAAGUGAGUGGAAAGGAUCAAGAAAAUAAAAGUAUUUUCUUCAGAGAUGGUUUUUCUUACCAAGGUAUGCUUCAAAAGCGCCAUACACACAUGAAACGGUUGCCGAUUCAGGUGAUGACCUUUUUUUGGCUCCUAAUUUUUAAGAUUUUAGGUUGUAAUUAUUUGAUUAGCUCGUCAGACUGUUUUUGCGACUUCAACGUGACAAGAAUUGGCAAGUUGGACCCUCACAAAGGCUUCAGCGCAUUUCAGUUUGUUCCAGGCAAGUCAGAAAAAUCAAGCAAAUUCGUCAUGAAAUUCAUUAACAAUAUCAUCAAAAAUAAUAUAACAAAUACAGAUAUUUCAGGAACAAACGACACAAUCAUCGCGGCACUGAAAACAAUUGAAAGGCCAAAAAAUGACGGAGACAAACAUUUUGCAACUUACAUUACUGUAUUUUCUAUUGGCGGACGAAUUUUGUUAGAGGAUACCCUUGUUGAUGAAAGCAAAUACGAGGGAAUUGCAUUUGUUGAUGUGCGUGAUUGUUUAUAA
Molecule: messenger RNA, 3450 nt
Organism: Caenorhabditis auriculariae
Lineage: Eukaryota; Metazoa; Nematoda; Chromadorea; Rhabditida; Rhabditidae
Source: the annotation of a GenBank genome assembly